AAAGGUACAGUAUGUUUGUCAAUUACAUCUGUGUUUUGGAGUAGCUACAAAGGUCGCAUUCAAUAUCUGAAAAAAUUUAAAUAAUAUAAAAAAAAAUGGGUAAAUGUUGUGUUCCUUUUUGUAAAGAAAAAGCAACUUUCACUUUUCCCAAAGAUGAAAAACGUCGGGUCCUUUGGGAAAAAGCAAUUAGUGUAAAUUUUCGGUCUUCGAAGUCAUCGAGGUUAUGUUCUAACCAUUUCGAAAAAGAUGUUAUUGUUGAAAAAAAUGAAAGUUAUUAUACAGGAAUUAAAUCUUUUAGAAAAACUUUGAAACCCAAUGCUGUACCAACACUGAUGUUGGAGCUAGAAAUCGAGAAAUCUAAGCGUUCACAAAAAAUCCGAGAAGCUCUUUUUGAAGAUAAUUCUAAUGAUUCUAAUUCGUCACUGUGUUUGUCUCUUUUAGAUAACUCACCGUUUAUUUAUGAAUGUUGUUCAACAGAUAAGGAAACAAGUCUGAUUGAUGCACCAACAAGAAAUAAUGCAUUACCUUUGUUAUCAAAUAAUAAAAAAAAAGUUUCUGAGCACUUAUAUAAUACGGAACAUCCAGGUUCAUCAAUUCAAGAAGAUUAUCAGACAUCUGAAAAUUUAAUUUUAUCAUCCGUUAUUUUAGAUAACUUAAUAAUCCCAGAUAUGUCGAAUAUAUCUGAAGUUUCUUGUAAUAUUGAUAUACAAAUGGAAGAGGUAGUGUCAAUGUCGACUCCUGAAAUUAAUCAAAAAGAUAAAGUGGAAUCAACAGAAUUAAAAUCUUCGCAAGUAAAACAAGGAGGAUCAUCUAUAAACAACAAGAAAACUUACAGUUCUAUUGGUAUUCAAGCUGGUCGUGGACCUCUGUCAGUUAAUUCAAUUUCUCACAGGGAUGAUGUCAUACAUUAUUAUACUGGACUGGGAACUUACGCUAAAUUUCAAUUCGUGUACAGAACAUUGAAUGAUUAUGUACAGCACAUCAAAUAUGUCAAAGGACAAGUAAAUUGUGUAGAACCAGAAGAUAUGUUUUUGUUAACACUUAUGAAAUUGCGAAGAAACAUUCCAGAUUUUGGAUUAAGUUUUUAUUUUGGAAUCAGUGAAGCUGUUGUCCGUAAUAUUUUUAGUACUUGGAUUCAUUACAUUUACCAACUGUGGUCAUUGCUCGAUACUUGGCCAUCCCGGGAAGUCGUCGACUUUUACAUGCCAGAAGGCUUUAAAAAAUUUUAUCCGUCAACAAGAGUCAUUGUUGAUGCUACUGAGAUGCCUAUUGAUAAACCAUCUAAUCCAAUAGCUCAACAAGCCACAUUUAGUACAUAUAAAAAUAAAAAUACCGUAAAAGUUUUGGUGGGAGGAACACCUGAUGGUAUCUUAUGUUAUCACUCAGCAGCAUAUGGUGGAAGUACCAGUGAUAGGCAAAUCGUAGAGAGAUCGAAUCUUAUUCAAAAAUGUCAAAAAGGUGAUUCUAUUAUGGCAGAUCGUGGAUUUAAUGUUCAAGAUAUUUUCGAAUCUCAAGGAGUAACGAUCAAUAUACCUCAUUUUCUAAAAGGCAAACAACUUCCCAGUGUUACAGUUUUAUCCGAUAGAAAAUUAGCAUCUAAGAGGGUACAUAUUGAACGAUUGAUAGGGCUAACAAAGACUUAUAAAAUUUUACGAGAGCCUUUGAACCCUAGCUAUACGCGCCUAGCGACGAAAAUAUUUUCAAUAUGUCUAAUGUUGUGUAAUUUUCGUGAAUCUGUAGUUAGCUCAAUCGCAUGAACCAAACAUUUUCAGAAAAUUUAAAAAAAUUUUGUGAAACAAUUGUAUAAUUAUACAAUAAUGAAAG
Cotesia glomerata is the source of this 1824-nucleotide messenger RNA. RefSeq lists its product as uncharacterized. The coding region runs from base 96 to 1757 and encodes 553 amino acids. The transcript has 2 exons. Lineage: Eukaryota; Metazoa; Arthropoda; Insecta; Hymenoptera; Braconidae. The record is from RefSeq and is a predicted model, not a curated record.